This is a messenger RNA of Boleophthalmus pectinirostris (great blue-spotted mudskipper), 3494 nucleotides long. It is a transcript of the gene chrdl2, whose product is annotated as chordin-like 2. Bases 257 to 1573 code for a protein of 438 amino acids. Gene Ontology annotation, molecular function: protein binding. The record is from RefSeq and is a predicted model, not a curated record. The transcript has 11 exons. NCBI's taxonomy places the organism in Eukaryota, Metazoa, Chordata, Actinopteri, Gobiiformes, Gobiidae.
UUCCCAUUUUGUGUUGCAUUCCAUUGUUUCAUAGCCUGCUGUAUUUGUUAAUCUGUUAUGAGAAGGAUUUUGUUUAUUUAACUUGAGUUUACCACUGUAAACGUUACCUACUUGCACUUGCUUCGCCUUUAGGGGGCGUUGACGCACAGAAGAUUACAGACCUACGCUGUAUUGUGCUUUUUGCGGCUCUCAAAGUUUGUGUCCCGCAGAUAUCCGUUUAUGGAACCUUGCAGACACUGUCACGCACAUGUAAAACAUGAAGCCAGCGUUUCUUUUCUUGUUCAUCAUUUGGUUUGCAGAUGCUGAAUUAAAACCACGGAAAGGUCGUGGAGUCGUUUGCACUUUUAAAAACAAGACUUACAAUCUGGGGGACAGUUGGCACCCGUAUUUGGAGCCGUUUGGAUUAAUGUAUUGUAUGAGAUGUGUCUGCGCUGAGACGGGACAUGUGAAAUGUAGCACAAUCAGGUGUCCGGCUCCGUCCUGUGAUAACCCUGUGGUGCAGCCACAGCAGUGUUGCCCCAGGUGCACAGAUGAGCCAAAGUUCCCCGCUGCUCUCAGGGCCUCCGUGAAAACUUGCCGCUAUAACGGGACCAUUUACCAACCAGGAGAGAGUUUCACCAAACAGGACCUGUUCCCUUCCAGACACAGGAACCAGUGUGUCCUGUGCACCUGCUCUAAUGGGAACAUCUUCUGUGGCCUGAAGACGUGUCCGCUGGUCCCCUGCUCCUCCCCUGUGCCAGCUCCAGACACCUGCUGCCUGCUGUGUAAAGAUCACAGUGGCUCUGCGUCCAGUGAAGACGGAAACCAACAACUCAACCGAGGCGUUAGGCAUUCUGUGGACCAGUGUCCAGGAGAGCAGACCCGGAUGUGGCCAGACCGUGCCACUGUGCCCAGGGUCAGGACUUCUCCUCAAAGUCUGAGUAAACUCAACCUCAAAGGGGCCUCGGAGACCACCGUGAAGAUCCUGCUGCAGCGGAAACACCAAAGAGCUUGUUUGUACAAUGGAAAGACGUACUCGCAUGGAGACAUUUGGCACCCAGUUUUGGGGAAGGUCCUGGAAUGUAUCCUGUGCACUUGUACAGACGGCCUCCAGGACUGUAAACGCAUCACGUGUCCCAGCCAGUAUCCAUGCAAGCAUCCCACAAAAUCACCAGGAAAGUGUUGCAAGACAUGCCCAGAGACUAGAGCGGCAAGCAACCAGACGCAGUGCCACAUGGGACAUAGAAGCACUAUCCUGGUUUAUAAAGUGGAGUCUCCUUUAAAUGUGGACAAUCCAGAAAGAAUGAAGAUCAUUGCAGCAGAAAGGCAGAGUGAAGUAGAGGUGCUGAUGUGGAGGAGUGUAGAAGGGGUCUUACAGCUAAUGGAGAUGGAGGAUGUUCAAAGAAAAGAUAUAAAGGAUCAUCCAAAAAAUCAUACACUGCUGACGACAAUCAACGAAGAGACAUGGAGAAGAUUCAAGGAAGAAGCAAGAAAUCUGAGUAAAGCCUCUCAGACUGUAUUGUGUGUUGAUGGGAUACUGGAGAUUGUUAAGUAUUUAAACCCGAGGCAGACUGAAGGAUUGUGUUCACCAUAACAUCACUUGACCACCGUUUCUGGUUAAAUACAGCCCUUGCCGAGUGUGGACAGUUAUGGCCAUAUGUUUUGAAUGUAAAAUUGUAUGUAUUGAAUAUUUAUUGCAAGAAAGUUGAUACCUAAUUUAAAGGUUUUUCAUUCUGGGAGUGAUAUUGCCUCAGAUUACAAAGUCUUAAAAUUAAAAAUGGAGAUCUACUGUGGCUAUUUUUAUACAGCCACUGUUGUUGUAACUAGUCCAGUGGGAAUUUUAUUUCACAUUCCUGAAAUAUCUUGUAAUGAAAGUGGAAGUUGUGCUAAAAACUAAGAAGUAUUGAGUCAAUGUAGGCUUACUUUGCUAUACUCAGAUUUUGUCAUAGCGCAGCACUCAGACGGGACGGACUGAUAAACUUGAGUUUCCACUGGAGAUGAAAUGUCAUAGUGAUCAAAUCAAAAACAGAAGUGUGGCAUCAUUCUACAAUUAUGUGCUUUACUGGAAUACGAUUGCAUACAAGAAACGCUUCGACUUCUCCAUAUUUUUUUUGUUUGUUUUAUUAGUUUUGAUUGGUAACUUAAGACAUUUGUUUUAAAAUAUUCAUGUUUUUCCUAAAGUUAGGAUUCUAUGCCUAGUAACACUAUAGUGGUCUUAACAGUGUGAUAAACUAUUGCUGAUGCCAAAAUUAGAAAUACAAGUUUCACAUAUUAUUUUAUUAUAUCUCUUUACAUAGAUUCAAAAAGGGAUGUUUAUACCCUUAUAUACACCAUAAGAGUUUUUUUUCUAACUUUGAAGGUAGCAUCCCUCACAACUGAAUUUGCCAUAUGUGUUGAUAUAAAUGCACAUAUGGAGUAUAAAAACACUGAACAGUGUGACAUGUGUCAGCCUCGAUGGCCUGAUCAUUGUGUUUGAGUGAUUUUGUGUAAAUUCCUCCUUGAGUCCUUUCGCCCUCUUCUAGAGGGUCACUGCUGCCAAUCUAAAUGAAACAUUUACUGUAAACACGGACUUAGACACAGAUUUGUGGUGGCCCUGUGUCUCUGUGUAAGGGACAGAACCAGUUGGUGUACUUGUGAUUCUUGUGUGAUUUUGCCUGGCUCCAGCUUUGGCUCAGACCUGGAACAUCUGGGUGCAGGGAGUCACAAUAAAUCUGCCUCAAAUGAGAUGAGGGCACAGCUCAGAUAGGAGACACCUCUGAAUCAAGAUGGGACUGUAGGAGAAUCAACAAAAACAUCAAAUCUGCCCUUUGUUCUUUUACAAUGAUCAGAUCCUUCAAAUAUACUUCACUAAAAUGAUCGUUCCCCAUAAUAAAACUCUCAUCAAAACAUUUUAAUUAACUAUUGUUCAAUAUUAUUGCACAUUUUAAUUAUCUAUCUCAUUAUAAACACAGUAAAUAGACAAAUUCACCACUGGAGUCACUUCACUGAUGUUUUGAGCACAUGAUGAGCAGUGUGGCUCUGUGGUUUGGAGAGCUCAGAGGUCACAGUGGGUUUGGCUUAAUUAAGCCUGAUAGCUGUGUUUGCUUUCUUAGCUGAUUAAGGCGCUCGACUGAACUUCAGUUUAUACUUCAUCAAAAUACUUCCGAAAUCUAUCGAGACCUGAGCUAUUCACAAACAUGGCCUCUCGUUCAUGAUAAUUGCUCUGAUUGGAGUGUGGUCAGGAAACCACACGUCAUGAAAUAAGUCCCAUUAUCAAUUAAGGGUUGGGGUCAAAGUGCAAACUCUCCUCCACAUGCUCAUAACAACUGUUAGCAAUUACAGACAGAAGUGAGUGAGAAUGUGUGAACACAAGUAACAGUAUUUGUACAAUUAAAGGUGACGUAGCCAACUAAAUAUUGAAUGUUAAAGCAGGUUUCCCACUCUUUCACUGACAAAAUUUUAAAAUUUUUCCAUGACUUUUUCAUGACCUAAAGCAAAUUUUCUAUGACUUUAAAUAUGAAAAUAAAUAUGAAAUG